Molecule: messenger RNA, 833 nt
Organism: Sardina pilchardus (European sardine)
Lineage: Eukaryota; Metazoa; Chordata; Actinopteri; Clupeiformes; Clupeidae
Gene: six7
Product: SIX homeobox 7
Exons: 3
Coding region: 66-833 (255 amino acids)
Biological process (GO): regulation of transcription by RNA polymerase II; eye development
Cellular component (GO): nucleus; transcription regulator complex
Molecular function (GO): RNA polymerase II cis-regulatory region sequence-specific DNA binding; DNA-binding transcription factor activity, RNA polymerase II-specific
Source: RefSeq, a predicted model, not a curated record
UCUUAAACAAGUUUUGUUCGCAUAGGUGAUUUUAGCCUAUAAGUGAAGGUUGGACUGAACGAAACAUGUUCCCAUUGCCAAUGUUCACACCGGAGCAGGUGGCUCGCGUGUGCGAGAACCUGGAAGAGACGGGGGACAUUGAGCGGCUGGGUCGUUUUCUCUGGUCUCUACCGGCUGCUGUACCUGGCUCGUCAGGUGAAGCCCUGAACCGACACGAAUCGGUAAUGCGCGCCAGGGCCCUGGUGGCGUUCCACACGGGAAACUUCGAGGCGCUCUACCAGAUCCUGCAGAGCCACCGCUUCACACGUGAGUCGCACGCCAAGCUCCAGGACCUGUGGCUAGACGCGCACUACCGCGAGGCGGAACGGCUGCGAGGGAGGCCGCUAGGGCCCGUGGAGAAGUAUCGCAUUCGCAAGAAGUUUCCCCUGCCGCGCACUAUCUGGGACGGCGAGCAAAAGACGCACUGUUUCAAGGAGAGGACCAGGAGUCUGCUCCGGGAGUGGUACCUGCAGGACCCGUACCCCAACCCGUCCCGCAAGCGCCACCUGGCCCAGGCCACGGGCCUCACGCCCACCCAGGUGGGAAACUGGUUCAAGAACCGCCGGCAGAGGGACCGCGCUGCCUCCGCCAAGAACAGACUGCAGCAGGACCCGAGCCUCCACGCCUCGGGCAGUUCUCCGGAAUGUUCCUCGCAGGACCACCACCUCUCCUCCCCGCGGCGCGGCCCCGGCAGCCCGCUGGCCAGUGACUGCAGCUCGGGCACCGGCCCCCGUGGCACCCGCGCCUCCACGCCCGACAUCUCCGUCAGCAGCGACAGCGAGUUUGAGUCCUGA